GUGAGGACAGUAUGUGGACGCUGGCUCUUCAGUUGGGUUUCAUUGGUUUAUACCUGCAGGUAUCCACAUGCUACCAAUCAUGCACUUUGCAUGGCCUUGUAGCUGCUUGUUCCUUCCAGCACCACUACUGGGUUCCUGCUCUGCCUCUGAACAUCUCCCACCUCUACCUAGACACAAACUACAUCUCUGAGAUCAACAGCACCUCGCUAAGAGGCUACGACCAGCUGCUAGAAUUAGAUCUUGGAAUGCAGAAUGUGCCGCUCAUCAUAAGGAACAAUGCUUUCUUAAGGCAGAGGAAAUUGACACGGCUGGUCAUAGGAGCAAAUAAAGGCCUUCAGCUGGAGCCAAGGGCAUUUGCAGGACUGUUCAAUUUAGAACAACUUUUUUUGGAUAGUUGCGAUUUGACAGACUCCAUACUGGCAGAAAACUAUCUGCAGCCACUUUUGUCCUUAGAAACCCUUGACCUCUUUGGUAACAAAAUAGUGAGGCUGCGACCUGGACUGUUCUUUUCAAAACUCACAAAGUUCACACAACUAAAUCUCAAAUUGAAUCAGAUUCAAAGAUUAUGUGAAGGGGAUCUUGCUGGCUUCCGGGGGAAACACUUCACACUCCUGAACUUGGUGUCCAAUCACUUUUACAGAAGUGGAGAUUUUGACUGGGGAUGUGGUAACCCUUUCAGAGGGAUGGCCUUUAAUGUCCUUGACUUAUCCAACAACGGGUUCAGUUUCAACACUUCACGUCAACUUUUCAAAGCAAUAGAGGGAACUCCAAUUACUCAUCUGAAAUUCUCUGGACACAUUGGUAAAGGCUUUUCACAUGACAACUUGCCUGAUCCAGAUGAAAGCACAUUCGAAGGCCUAACCAACAGUGGAGUUAACAUAUUCAGUCUGUCUAAUAAUAGGAUAUUUGCUCUGCAGAGGGCAGUUUUUAGUCCUCUAAAGGAUGCAAUAAUUAUUGACAUUUCCAGAAACAGAAUCAAUCAGAUUAACAGAAAUGCCUUCAAUGGUCUUCAAGGACAUUUACGAAUGCUCAACCUGUCAUUCAACUUACUAGGAGAAAUAUAUUCUCAUACAUUCACCAAUCUGACAGACCUUAGGGUGUUGGAUUUGUCUUACAACCACAUUGGUGCUUUGGGAGACAAAGCAUUCAGUGAUCUUCCCAAAUUACGAGCAUUAUAUCUGACAGGAAACUCAUUGCGAGACCUGGGUUUUCCUGCGUUAUUACCAAACUUAGAAUACCUUCUUUUGGACGACAAUAAGUUGAAAUCAGUAAGCAGUAUCAUCACCUUGGGCAUAAACAGCAUCCAUGUGAAUGUUGCAGACAACAGAUUAACAAACUUGGAGGACGUUUAUGUCAUUUUAUCUUAUUUCAAUCAUCUCAAGAAUUUCUUCUAUGGUGGCAAUUUCAUCAAGUGGUGCACACUAAAUAACCAAGUAUCAGUGCCUCAUAAUAAUAGUUUGAAUGCGCUGGAUCUUCAUGACAGUUCCCUGCAGAUAAUUUGGACACAGGGCAAGUGCCUCGACCUGUUUGAUCAUCUUGGGAAUCUGCGCGGUCUAAAUUUAAGCUUUAACUCACUCUCGACUCUCCCGCAAGGAAUCUUCAGCGGCCUCAGCUCGAUCGUAGAGAUCGACCUCUCGUCUAACGCCUUAACCUAUCUGCAGCCGGAUGUCUUUCCGGUCAGUCUGCAAAGACUCGACCUCUCAAGCAACUUUCUAGCCUCCCCAGACCCUGUGACUUUUCAGUCUCUCAGCUUCUUCAGCCUUGCCGUAAACCGGUUCCACUGCGAUUGCCAUCUGGAUAGCUUCCUGAAGUGGCUGAAUGUGACGAAUGUAACCUUCCUAAGCCCAGUUGAGGAGUACAGAUGUGAGUUUCCAGCUGCUCUCCAUAACCUUCCGCUGCUGGAUUACUCUAUGAUUGUCGAACCGUGUGAGGAAGAUGACGAAAAGGCCGUCCAAGAUCUUAAAUUUGCUCUCUUUAUCUUCUCUGCUUUCCUUAUCAUUACGGUCAUCUUCAGCGGGAUUGUUUACGCCCGUCUUCGAGGGCGCAUAUUCAUCAUCUACAAAAAGAUCGUCGGUAGGGUACUCCAGGGCCCAAAACCGAUACCACCUUUGGACAAGGUGCAGUACGAUGCCUUCCUCUGCUUUAGCGACCAUGACUACAAGUGGGUGGAAGCUGCUUUGCUGAAGAAGCUGGAUAACCAGUUUUCAGAAGAGAAUAUCUUCCACUGUUGUUUUGAGGCCAGAGACUUCUUGCCAGGGGAGGAUCAUCUUUCCAACAUCAGAGAUGCCAUUUGGGGCAGCAGGAAGACUGUGUGCAUCGUCUCCAAGGAUUUCCUUAAAGAUGGUUGGUGCUUGGAGGCGUUCACUUUGGCCCAGGGCCGGAUGCUGGAGGAGCUGACAAAUGUCCUGAUUAUGUUGGUGGUAGGGAAGGUGGCUCACUACCAGCUGAUGAAGUACAACGCAGUCAGAGCUUUCGUCCAGAGGAGAGAGUACCUGAUCUGGCCAGAGGACCCUCAGGACUUGGGGUGGUUUUAUGAGCGCCUUGUCGCACAGAUACUCAAAGACAAUAAGGUGAAAAAGUUUGCGGAGGACGAACCUGAGCCUGCACAGCCUGACGCUCCACCUCAGAAUGAGGACGGUAUCCAGCUUGAGAAGAUCAGAGCAAUUGCCAUGUGAUCUCUGACUGUAUGUUAAAGAAAGUCUACUUUAACCAAGAUAAACUGUUAAUACUGACUUUCCAAAAUGUCACCAGUAAGUUAGUGCUCAGGAUGAGGAAGACAUUUUCCCUUAAAAGUGCCUUUCUGGUUUACUUUUUCUCAAGUCAAAAAAGGAAAAUAGAGGAACCUUCAGAGGAAGUAAGUAUGCAAGAAAUCUGCAGAAUCAGAGCCUGCUGAUUCUGCUCUGCUAUAGACAGACUUGAACGGUUUUGUGUUUUUUAAAGUUAUUUUUUGGCCUUUUCAUGGCUUUAUUGGACAGAGACAGCUGAAGAUCGACAGGAAAGGUGGGUAGAGAGAGAGAGGAUGACACGCAGCAAAGGGCAGCAGGUCGGAUUCGAACCCAAAAGUGAUUGGUAUUAUGUUAUUGGAAUAAAUGAAAUGUAAUGUUUAAGGUGCAGUGUGUAACAUUUAGGAGGAUAAAUUGUCAGAAAUUGAAUAUAAUAUUCAUAGGUAUGUUUUUAUUAGAGUAUAAUCACAUAGAUAUAGGAAUUGUUAUGUUUUUGUUACCAUAAAUCCUAAACAACCAGAUUUUUACUAAAUCCUACACACUGAUCUUUUAACUAAGUGUAAUGUGUCUGAUGAAUCAAGUGUAUUAACAGUGUUUGGUAGGCAUUUGCUAGACGGCUGUUCUCACUAAUAUCUAUUGUUGAUGCAAACACAGCACUGUUCACCCUAAUAGCUUACAGGAUGAGGCACAGCAUUGAAAUUUUGAUGAUCAAAUUGACUUUCAAAAUGAUCCUGUAUUAUAUAUAUUAUAAAAUAAACUCUCACAUUUCUCUGUAAA
Dicentrarchus labrax (European seabass) is the source of this 3500-nucleotide messenger RNA. Its product is annotated as toll-like receptor 5. Gene Ontology annotation, cellular component: membrane. The transcript has 4 exons. The record is from RefSeq and is a predicted model, not a curated record. Gene Ontology annotation, biological process: toll-like receptor signaling pathway; immune response; inflammatory response. NCBI's taxonomy places the organism in Eukaryota, Metazoa, Chordata, Actinopteri, Moronidae. Gene Ontology annotation, molecular function: protein binding; transmembrane signaling receptor activity. The coding region runs from base 12 to 2675 and encodes 887 amino acids.